AUGCUCAGGAAAGCCGUAUGGAGGUUUCUUGGCCGCGCUGGUCUGAAGUCUUUACUGUUCUUGGUUAUUGUUUUACAUGUCGCCAUUUUUGUUGCUGUGAACUUUUAUUCAAUACCAGACAAUCACGAAGCAGGUAGGUAAAAACAUCAGCAGCAGCAAUGUAGUCAACCGAGCAUGUCAUGAUUGCAGCAAAGAGCUAAGGCAGCUUAAGAAUUGAAAACGAGUCAAGCUCUACUCCGAAUCAUUCACCUCUCCAAAACAAAAAGAAUAGUUCGAGAACAAGUGUCGGAUUGACUUGAAAAAGAAAAAAAAAAAACGAACAAAAGAACACCUAAAGAUGUAUUUUGUCAAUCUCCUUCCGGAUAAUUUUUUCAUUCGGUAGAUAUUUUACGAGCUUGAAAUCUCUUAAGAAUAUUGCAGGUGGCGGUUAACUUGGAAACAGAUAAGCCGACAUCAUUGUCAAAAGUGAAAGUAAGCGUAAUCUUUUCCCAGUUUUUUUUUAACAAACACUCAAAUUUGUGCAUGAUUUUGCAGUAAUUUUGUAUUCAUCUCGGCACAAUCUUUGGUUGUAAAAAAUAUAUAUAUUUUCGCAUUAAUAUUUCCUCGGUAGGGAUGAUUGUCAAUGGAUACGAUUUUGAUUUGUCAGCCCUUUCAAACUCUCAGUGUAUUUUCUCUUCUCCCAGCAGUUCAAAUCCUUUAAAUGCAUGAUUCCACGAAAUGAUUGUUAUUACAAGUACCGUCUUGUUUAUUUUUUAUAUUAAAAAACAGACACUAACGAGAAUUAUAUCAUUGCUUGAGUAAAACACAUUCAUAACAAACGCGUAAUUUGCAUGUUACCCAUCACGCUGUGAGUAUACUAUAAUUUCAAACGGGGCCAUCCGCCGUAACGUCAGACAGCAUAAAAGUUAUAUUCGUUCAGUUCUACCUUGUGUGUAAAACCGUCAAUGUUUUAGCCUUCGUGGCUCCGUAUUAAUACUAUUUUUUGACUUUCCAAUUUAUUACGUUUGCGUUCGACGCAUCAAAAAUACAAACUAUCAGGACAUGAAAUACCAAAAAAGUGUAUAUUUAUAUAUCUUCCGUGAUAUUUUGGGAGGGGAGUGGGCUAUGUACAUGUACUGUGCGUGCGGCGUGAAAGGAAUAGUUUAUUACUUCUUUGGCAUGGUUAAUUUUCGAGUUGAGUCUGCAAUGUGGUUAGCCUGCGAAUAGCAGACGCAUUUCCAGUCGUCCGUUCUCUCCCUCCGAAAAAUAGCGUCGCUAUUUUCCGGAAAAUAGCGACGCUAUUUUUCGGAGGGAGAGAACCAACGACCGGAAAUGCGUCUGCUGUUCGCAGGCUACAAUGUGGUAAGGAGGGUUUAAAAUUGGGUUUGUCUUUUAUCACAGGAUAGCGGUUCAUUUCUAUAAUAGGCCCGCGGAGGUAGAGGAAAUCACUUAUUUUGGUCUGAUGUAGGGUUAGCAUUUUAGGACGUAUGCUUUACACCCCCACCAGAGUUUUCCUUGGUUCACCACUGGUCGCCAGUAAAAUCUUACCGAAUCCGCUCUAGUUGUCGUGCAAGCCAAGGUUAAGAUCAGAGUUGAACACAUCCGAAAUUACUUUCUGAUUUUAUUGCAGAGUUAGAAUGCAUAAAAACUUUGGUUCCCGCAUAAAAACAACAACAACAAGUGUACUCAAUCGAAUUUUAAAAUAAUUUUGUUGUUAUGCCUGAGUGUGGGAACCAAAGUUAAAACAUUUAUGUUACCCGCCAAGAAAAGAGGAGCUAUUCUAAGUGGGUUACAAUACAAUAAUAUAGUCUCUUACUCAUAAUAAUUACAAACUUCAAAGUUCUGGAAAAAAAGAGAGUAAAUAAAGAGAAAACAAAACAAGGUAGCACAAUUAAAAAGGUAAAACUGUAACCAGAUACUGAUCUUAACAUCACUUUAUCUAAUCAUGACGCGCAAUUUAAGUACGCUGAUGAUUCGACAAUUAUUACUCCUGUAUGGAAGGAGGUAGACUACUCCGAUCAUUUAGUGUCACAGUUUUUAGAUUGGACGAAUACAAAUGGAAUGUCUUGCAAUCCAAGCAAAUGUAAAGAGUUGACGAUCAAAAAGAGAGGCAAUCGCGAUCUCUAUUCACCUAUUGGGAUGAUACCAAGCUGUAAAGAAGUAGAGAUUUUGGGCGUCACCUUCCGAUGUGACAGCAAAGUUUCAGUGCACGUGAAGAACAAACUUAUUAAAGCUAACAAAUCCCUACAUAUCCUUAGAACGCUGCGCAAAGAGGAGUACAAUCAGUCAGAAAUAGACCUUCUCGUUAUUACAAUAGUUCUACCUAAUAUUAAUUACGAUUAUCUGUCUACACCGCUUACGAGUCCGAUCUUACACCUGUAAAAUGUUUCUUAGACCUCUGUUUUAAAAGGAAAUAUACGUCUAAGCCUGUGAGUUUUUAUGAUUUCUUAUAUAGAGAGGCUAGACGGUAAAAUUUUCAGAAAAGUUUCUAAUGCUAAAUGAGGACAUCCACUUAUAUCUAAUAUGCCUCGUGUUAAACCGUCCAGUUACAAUAUUAGGAAAGAAUUUUUUUUAAAAUCUAAGAUUAACACCAUGCGUUUUAAAAACUCUUUUAUUAAUCGUUUAGUUUUUAAAUAUGAAUUAGCUAUGUAAUAUACUAGAUUUUUUUAGUUCUUACUUUUACCUUUUUAAAAUUUCUUACACUUACUUGAAUGUGGGGGGAUUUUUAUCUUUUGAUGAAUAAAGACUUUAUUAUUAUUAUAAUUAUUUAGAUACGAUAGUAAAAGAAAACUAUGGAUGUAAGGAACGAGAGCACUCUAACUGAAUAAGGAGUUAAGGAAUCUUAUACUGAUCAAGCUUAUUACACUUGCUUUCCUACCAUUUGUGUCCGUUUUGAGUCACUGGAUUGUUUCAUGAAAGUGAAAAUUUUUAUGUAAGAAAGAAUGAAAAAUGUUUCUGUGCAAUAAUUAUAAAGUAAGUGAUCUUAUAUAUACUGUGCGUAUAUGUAACUCCGUUAAGCAAGCGGUAUGCUCAUGUGGAUUUACUACUCUUCACAGGGGGCAAUCCACUUGUGUUCACCGCUCUGAAAGGUAACGAAUCUGAAGUUAUACAUCGGUUGCUGACGUCUGGUGUUGUUAAGCAAACAAGUUUUUUACCUACAACUCCGACAGUGCCUUUGACUCAACAUAUCAUAGACAGUAUAGCCCAAAAUAUGGAGGUCCGCUUUCAGAUCCUGCAGAGUUUUAAUAGUGCGGUCAUAACUUUAAUAAAUAAAGGAUCGGCACUAAUUGGCGGAAACCUUUGGGCAAUUUAUAUGUGUCUAGCAACAGGAUUGGAGCUUGGGCAUCUUGUACACAGAGAAGAUGGGUACGUACUACCUGACAAAAAAUCGAUCAAACUGACUCAUUUGAGUGGAUGUUCAUUUAAAAUUGAGCCAACAAAGGACUUUAAAGCUAUCCCGCCAGGUAAAUCAAUAGAGAUCAUGGUCCAUAUCGGUUUAACCGAGUCGAGGAGUGAUCUGGCCCCCAGAUGGUACGUGGCGGCGGAUGGACUGGAACCAAGGAUCAUUCCCAACACUGCCAGUGAAGAACUUGACUUCGUAUUUUUCCCACCAAAGAGAAGAAAAUCGUGGGAUAGCUUUGUAAACUGCGAUGCGGCUGAUCUUGGGAGUGCUCCUCUUUUAGUUAUCCCAACACCUUCGGAGGUUUUUGGGUUCAAUGCAACGAAUAAACUAUCUGUUGAUGGCAAUUGGAUUGUUUUUGGGGAACCGGGAUUAGAAGAUGAAACAAGCUUCCUAGCAGGUAAUUGCAAUAUCUGGUUUUCAUGCAAACGACACUUUCGAAAACUUAGCGGGGAAGACGAAGUUAGCUCGCAUGGCGUAGGUGCGUAAGAAACAUGAGUCUGGAGGAUUGUAUGGAGGUGAAUGUUUUUCACAUGCGCACGCAAGAGGGGGAAUCCAACUACCAGUGAGCUGAGGUAGCUUAAUUUCUCUUAAAUUUACCCGAAACGAACUUUUCAGCCAUUGUAAAAAGAAACAACAAAACAAAAACAAAAACCCUAAAAAUUUAAAUAGUCAGCUACGUCUCACUUUACCGUGAAUCCACUCACAGGCGGCUCAUGCUUUGAAUUUUGAACAUUUUUGACGUCAUUUGUAUGGUCUAUAAGAGUACAGACAUUGGAUAUAGUUAGGUAUGUCUAUAAAUAGGAAAUUUAUAAAAAACUUUUUUUCUCUUCAGGUAAGCUUAAUAUACCAAAAUCCUUUUCACAGUCUACGCGCGACAAAGUCAUCAAGCUUAAACUAGGGAGAGUGUCGGUACAAGGAACUGAAAUAUCCUCCAGUGAAUCGUACCUCAUUCAAGUCAAUACUUCCGACCUGUCAAUCGUCAUUACUGGAACUGGGAAUGCCGGAGUGUUCUAUGGUGUCCAGACUCUUCUUGCCCUCGUCACCAAAGAAGGACAGGUUCCUGAGGUGCAAAUCAGAGACUCUCCUCGUUUCUCAUAUCGAGGGCUGAUGGUUGAUAUUGCGCGGAAUUUUCAACCCAAAAAUGAAAUAUUGAAGCUACUGGACGUCAUGGCGAUGUACAAAAUGAACAAACUUCAUUUCCACCUCACAGAUAAUGAGGCAUGGCGACUGGAAAUGCCAGGAAUCGAGGAAUUGACUUCAGUGAGCAUAGCCUUUCCCAGACGUUCAGAUAGUAGAGCGCGGCCCUCAGAUGGUGGGGAGCGAGUUAAAUCGUACGCGGGGAAAACAAGGGGAAAAACGAGGGGGAAUGGGUCGAGAGCGAGGGAACAUUCCCCUCGUCAAUUUUUCUCCCGCAGUCUACUAUCUGAACCCCUGGUGCAGGCUACAGUAAGCAAGGGAUCGGAAAAUAGAAUUUGAUCGUUUUAUGAAUAUUUCUGUGAAAAUGCGUCAUGUGAGAAUGUUGUCGGAAUACUUGAAGGAGGAUUUCAACAACUGCAUGGGCAACUGUUUUUCCCUUUAAGUCACCUAACAAAUUUUCCCUAUAGCUUUUUUCUUCUUCUUCAUGGAAUAAACUCCUUGAAAUUGCUAUUCGAGACAGUUCAACACCCCUAAUUGGCUUCAAAGUAUACCGCCAUAAACCAGUUACCAGAUUAUGAAAAUGGCUUGGCGUUUAAAAACUCUUAUUCUGUAAAUCGGAAAUAAAGAACGACUUAUCCUGCAUGUAAUGGAGUACUGUUAUUAAGCAUUUAAGCCCUAAGAAUCAUCAGCGUCAAAUUUCUCCUUGUAAUAGCAAUGCUUUGUAAAUCAGAGUGGUCAUGAGAAUUACGAACAUGAUCACACAAGAUGAAUGUAACUGAUGCUUCAACAAACUCUCCCUACUACUUCUUUUGAAAACAUAUAGGGAUAACAAAUGAGAAUUUGAAUUUUGAUCUUAGGGUUUCAAGGGUUUAUAAAGCGAGAACAGUAUUCUUUGACGGCGCGAUUAACGUUUCCUGUUCGUUUCGUUAUUGUUUAGGUCGGUGCCAGAAGAUGCCAUGACUUACAAGAGAAAACCUGUAUCUUUUCUCAUCUCGGCUCAGGUCCCGACACCAGUACCUCGGGCACUGGGUUCUACUCUACUGAAGACUACAGGGAAAUUUUACGUCACGCAAAGAGACGUCAUAUUCAAGUGAUUCCGGAGUUUGACUUACCAGGCCACAGUCAUGCCGCCAUUAAAAGCAUGAUAGCUCGUCACGAUAGGCUGGUUAAGGAAGGAAAGGAGCCUGAAGCAAAGGAGUUUCUUUUAAGUGACUUCAAAGACGAAUCUCAGUAUUUCUCCGUGCAAUUUUUUACAGACGAUACAGCCAAUUCUUGUUUGAGGUCGACAUACAGGUUUAUUGAGCGGGUGUUGAGAGAGCUAACAAACUUACAUCACGAUAUUCAACCCCUGACUGUUUUUCACUUUGGAGGAGAUGAAGUUCCCGAAGGAGCAUGGAGGAAAUCACCCGCGUGUGAAAAGAUUGCUAAAAUCUUAAACUUUACAUAUAAAAGUGUUCAAACGCACCAAAAAUUAAAAGAAUACUUCUUAACACAAAUAUCAAAUAUUACGGCAGAAAUGAACCUUGCUUUGGCCGGGUGGGGAGAUUUCUUGUUCGAGAAAAGCAGGCGUACACUUAUUCCAAGAGAUUUUUUUUCAAAUAAGGAAAUUUAUUCGUUUUCGUGGAGUGUGACAGGUGCAGUAAAAAACCUCAAGGAAGUUUCUUUGAUGGCUAAUCACGGAUACAAGGUGAAAAUCAUCAUGUUUCAAUGUAUUCUUUUUUCUUGAAUGUUAACGUAAAAUCUGAGCUUCUCUAGUCCUGUCAGCUCCUAUAAGCUCACCAUGCAUAUCGCACACUUAUAGCAGUCAUCUCAUAGAAUAUCAAGUGAAUGUCUUUCAAUCUGUCAGAUCAAUUGAAAAUUUUACAUCUUUUAUAACCUCCCCCACAGAAGCUAUAGCAGCCUGGUCCCCAGACGUGCCCUAUUUUUGGUGAAAACCUCGACAUCUUGACACGACUGUGAGCCAUGACGUCGCCCUACAAACCCACCCAUUUUUCCCCAGUAUUCAAGGAGACAAUGGGGCAAGAGAGAACCACUCAGGACCAGGCCGACAUCCCAUUUGUCCAUUUUUUCAAUAACGAUCAUAAGGGAUGACUAUAUUGGCAACAUUGUUUUUUCGGAUUUAGUAACAAAUACCGUAUUCUCAUUGGAUAACAAGAUAUAUCUAUUAUCUGCAGGUUGUGUUGUCAAGCCCAGACUAUAUCUACCUUGAUCAUCCUUAUGAGCCUCAUCCCGAGGAACGCGGAAAGCACUGGGCAACACCUUACACUGAUACCAGGAAAAUCUUUGGUUUUGCGCCCGUUGAUCUUUACAAAGACAUCACCUGCAAUUUCAGUAAUUGCAGCCACGCACAGCAAAACGUUGUAGGUAAAAAAUGUUUUUAUAUGCAACUGCUAGACUGUUUACAAAUUGUCGUGUUAACUACAGAAUGUUGACUUCUGAGAUGCCGCUCUGUAGACGCAAUUUGCCUCCUAAAAGACAUUCAAGAGCUUUUUAGAAAGAUACACAAAUAAAGGGCUCAGUUUAAAUUAUGAGUUGAAAAAGUAGUUUAUCAAAAUCAGCUAGUUUUGAAAGCUGACUUUUUCGAGCGCUACGUUUUCGUCAGAGCAAAGUGCCAUCUCUUAACAUCACCUUUUUUAUCUCUUUGAGCGCUUCACCCUCUUGAGAAAACUAAUUUUCGGUCAGCCAUCACGUGUUGGGGGUGUGACUGCAAAGCAUCGGGAUUUUUUCUUAGUCGAAUUUUUUCAAUAAGAUUGCAAGCUGAGAUGGCUCAGAUUGCUGUGCGUGUAGGUACAGCUUAUCGACAGACGUUCCUCAACCCACAUAUAAAGGAGACUCUACUAACGCGUCCAACGUUUGCUACAGGUAUCGAGUCAGCGUUGUGGAGCGAGACAGUAAGAACUGCGGAACAAAUGUAUACUAUGCUCUUCCCUCGGCUUCUUGCUGUGGCAGAGCGAGCCUGGCACAAAGCAUCAUGGGAAGAGGUCACUGACAGGCUGGCGCGAGAACGUCAAAGGACUGGUGACUGGGAGAGGUUUGCUAACACUAUUACGUACAGGGAACUGGGCCGACUGGAUGAGAUGGGUGUACCAUACCGCGUUCCUCCACCAGCCGCAAGGUAAAAAACAAGAGUGUACUUCUGUUGUCAUUAAGAAAAACCUUGAGAAUAGGCUACAAGUCAGACUAUCCGCUCAAUCAAAGUUUACAGGAGGUAUCUAACGUGGGGAUGAGACAUGACUAUAUUGUAAAUUGUUUCUGUAGGAUUACAGGGAGGAAACUUGAAGUCAGGACUGCACUGCCAGGCCUUAAAGUUGAGUUCUCGCGAGAUGAUGGAGAAACCUGGAAUGAUGUCACAAGUGGUGGCAUAGAGGUUGAUGGGAUAUUAAAGUUGAGGACAAGGUAA
Porites lobata is the source of this 7919-nucleotide messenger RNA. The record is from the annotation of a GenBank genome assembly. NCBI's taxonomy places the organism in Eukaryota, Metazoa, Cnidaria, Anthozoa, Scleractinia, Poritidae.